GUCAGCUGUUGCCAGCAAACCGCAAUACACCGAGUCCCAUUGAUCCUGACACCAUCCAGGUCCCGGUGGGUUAUGAGCCAGACCCGGCAGAUCUUGCCCUCUCCAGCAUCCCUGGGCAGGAAAUGUUUGACCCUCGCAAACGCAAGUUCUCUGAGGAAGAACUGAAGCCACAACCCAUGAUAAAGAAAGCUCGUAAAGUCUUCAUCCCUGAUGAUCUGAAGGAUGACAAGUACUGGGCAAGGCGCAGAAAGAACAACAUGGCGGCCAAGCGCUCCCGCGAUGCCCGGCGGCUGAAGGAGAAUCAGAUUGCCAUCCGGGCUUCGUUCCUGGAGAAGGAGAACUCGGCCCUUCGCCAGGAGGUGGCUGACUUGAGGAAGGAGCUGGGCAAAUGCAAGAACAUACUUGCCAAGUACGAGGCCAGGCACGGGCCCCUGUAGGAUGGAUGGCAUUUUUGUGGGCUGGCUUUUGAAUAGAUGGACAGCUUGUUUCCUGCCUGGUAGCACCACACCCAACCUUCCUGACAUCAGUACUUCACCAGAGGCAUAAACACAACUGACUCACAUUUUGGUGUGCAUCUGUGUGUAUGUGUGUGUACAUUUGCUGUGCCCUCAUGUGUGGUCAGCGGUGUGUGUGUGUGUGUGUGUGUGUGUGUGUGCGCGAAGUCCUUUGCACUUGUCGUUUUUAGACAGUCUUCUCAUUGUCUUUUAGUUUCAAACAAGAAAGGUGCCAUGUUUUUACUAGACCUGGGAGACCCGUCAUGGGAUUCUCUCCCACUCCUGCCCUUUCUGCCUUGCUUCAUGUUCCAGCUCACCACUUUACCAGGGCUCUGAUUGGGCUCACUAAGAAGGGCCUGGUAAAACAGUGGAUCUCAGUUUUUCAAGAGCAGGAGAGCUCUUGUUUCUGUUUAAUCUGUAAGUUACCAUUUCUAAUAAGGUGCACAGAAUACCUUAGCACUACACUGCAGCUCUCUUCAUUUAUAGGUUGCUUUCCUCACUUUUUCAGCGUUGGUGAUAAUCGUAUUCAAAUUUAAAGUGCUGUUUAGAUUUGCUAGAUCCCAUAUUUACUUAACUGCUCUCUACUGUUUCCUUUUAAUUCCACCAACCGAUAAGUAAGAAUAUUAUUAUAGAACACAGAGUGUGUUUUUGCACUGUCUGUACCUAAAGCAAUAAUCCUAUUGUACGCUAGAGCAUGCUGCCUGAGUAUUACUAGUGGACAUAGGAUAUUUUCCCUACCUAAGAAUUUCACUGUCUUUUAAAAAACAAAAAUUAAAGUAAUGCAUUUGAGCAUGACCAGAACAUCCUCAGGACAGGAAAGAAGAGGGCAAUGGGAGGUCUAAGAAUAAGAGGUUAAUUUAUUAGUAUGUAAGCCAAAAACUGCAUCUUGAAAUAGCCUUUGACAUUGGUAUGUUUGAUAUUGUUGUCUCCCCUUUCCCAAACUCACCCCUCUCCCACUUUUCUAGUCAACUUUUUCCAUAUCCUUGAUAUGCAAAACAACUCAAUUACUUAAGAUUCAGUUCUCCCUAUUUUUGUACAUUUUUUGUGAAUUAUGCUUUGUGGUUUUUUAAAAAUCAGUUAAUUAAGUUUAAAAGUUGAUGUUCUGUAAGACUCUUCCUCGUGGUGUCAUUUCUGAAAGCCUCAUAAAUUAAUUAUUCUGGAGCUCAUGUUUCUUAUUCUCUGUUUUUGAACGUAUGUGCUCUUAUGAAGUAGACUUCUGAAAAAUGAAUGUAAAAGACACUGGCGGAUGGUGUUGUCACAAACUGUGGUUUAUCCAAUCAAUUGAAAUGUUUACUAUAGACCAAAAGGAGAGAUUAUUAAAUUGUUUAAUGUUUAUACAGAGUAAUUAUAGGAAGUUCUUUUUUGUACAGUAUUUUUCAGAUAUAAAUACUGACAAUGUAUUUUGGAAGACAUAUAUUAUAUAUAGAAAAGAGAAAGGGAAAACUAUUCCAUGUUUUAAAAUUAUAUAGCAAAGAUAUAUAUUCACCAAUGUUAUACAGAGAAAAAGCACUUGGGAGUUUUUGAAGUCUUUAAUAUUUUAAGCCUAUUACUGACACAUCAGCAUGUUUUCUGCUUUAAAUUAAAAUUUUAUGACAAUAUCGAAGCUUGCUUGCCAUGACGAAUCCUGCUCCAACACUUUCUUGUUCCUUAUUAGGUCUCAGAAAGAAGUCAGUUAACAUCACCCAAAAGCACAAAAUGAAUUUUAGUCAAAUAUUUAUUGGAUGAUACAGUGUGUUUUAGGAAAAGCAUCUGCCACAAAAAAUGUUCACUUCGGAAUUCUGAGUUCCUGGAAUGGAGUGUUCCUUCCAGUGCCCCAAAUGCUUUUGUUCUCCUCUUUGGGUCCAUGCAUCUCAGGCAGAAUAAGGUCGACAUCGGUGCUAUGUGUACGGUUUAUAAUUUGAUAGAUGUUUUGACUUUAAAGAUGAUUGUUCUUUUGUUUCACUAAGUUGUAUAAUGUUAAGAUAUUCUGCUGUUACUGCAAAGAAACAUUUUUGUGUUAGGUUUAAAUCCCCUUUCAUCAAUGGAGUUUUCUAGUCUCCUGCCUCCUCAGUGGAUUCUUCAGUGAUCUGGUGGUCUCCUCCUCACUCCAUCAGGCUUCUCUCUAUUGUUACCAUUUUGGGAAAGGUGACCUAUAGGGUAUUCCUACUGGGUACCCAUUUAUUCCAAGCCACAGAUGAUGAGUACUAGAAUGGAAAUACAUUGCUUAGGUAAAUAACUAAUAUAAUAGGCAAAAUCUUUGGCUAGCUUAUGUAGAACUGAAUAAGAGACAAUUCAGUGAAAGCCACAAGUGGACACAGAGUUGGCCUUUUUAUGGAUGAAGAGGAUAAUUACAGAAUUGUUAAAUGGUAGUACUCAUUAAAGCAAAGAAAAUCAUGUCUGAGUAGAGAAGUAUUGAAGAGUUGCAUCUGAGACCAUUCAGAUUUAUGGAAGUAUCAAAUGGUAGCUGAAAGAAAACAUAUGUGAUCAGUGUUUCUUCUUGGGAUUAGGUUGUUUGUAUUGAAUGAACAUCACAAAUCUUUUCUGCAGAAGAAAUUGAAAGAUAAUGACAAAACUUGCUCUUUUGUGUGCCAGGAGAGGUUUUAGAAACCUACCUUGUCUUGGAAAAUUCAACACUUUUGAGUCUGUACAGGUGCCUUAUAUAUAGGUCAUUGUAUACACACAACACACACACUUCAUUCCUGGACUGACUGCCUCUCUGUCCAAGGAAAUUAACUGCAAAGAAGGCAAUAAUUCUGGUAAAUGGAGUGGGAAGUUGACUUGAAGCAACUUCAAUUCGGGGUAAAAUGAGUGUCUGCAGGCUGCAGCUAUUAGGAAAUGAAAGCUUGCAUCCUUUUCAUCCUAAGCAUCUUUCAGAGACUAAGUAGUUGGGCUUUAUAAAAAUAAAUGCAAGUCUUAUCAUUCCAACAUCAUUCAGAUACAAUUUGUUAUGAGCAGCAUAGGAGUUCCUGAAAAGGUCACAUCAUCUUUUCUUUUGACUAGAUUUGCAAAGAAAGGCAAAUGUUGAUCAGCCUUUCUUGUUGUUCCUGCUCCUGCUACCUUGAAGGGACAGGUAGGAGACGGAGGAAGGCUAUAAAUGAUCAUCACCUACUCUUGAGAAAGUGGCCACUUUGGAUCAUUCAAAAACCCACAUCCAGCAAGGCUGUGAUAGGCCUUUCUCUUUGGAUGCUACAGGCCUCCAAAGACCCAUCCCUGGAAGCAGGCAGAUGUUUGUGUGAGGAGAGCACAGUAGAAUUUUGGCAUUGGAUGGGUGGUUAGCUGUAUAAGCUAACCCAGCACCUCCUUCUAACCACUGAUUUUGUUUGGGAACUCACAAUAAUUUUAAACAUCUAGGGUCAGUUUUCAGAAGGGUCAAGGAGAAUUUUAGGUGGUACCCUUUUCCCCUGCUUAAGGGUGAAACAUCAGACAUUGUAUAAAAUGCAAAGUUAGACUUUGGUUUUUCCAGAAGUUCGUCUCAUUUUCCCCCCUUAAUGUUCCUUUUAGGAAAAGUCACACUUAAUCAGAGUUAGUGAGAUCCCAAGGCAGUGGCCAGCUUGGCUGCAUGGGGCCUGUGGAGGCUUGGAUUUAACACUGGGGUCAGCCCCCUGCAGUGACUGAGAUGAAGGGUUAUGUGCUCCGCAUGGAAAGCACUUUCUGCUCUCAGUGUGCUCACUUCCUGCCAAGGGCUCCUAGGUACCCCCAACUGGUGAGACCAAAUUCUCCUCCAGAUGUUUGCUAAAAUUAAUGUCAUUUAAAAAUGAGUGAACUCAUUUUAAAAUUGGAUUUAGUAACUAAAUUCAAAGGAUCUUGAGGAAGCCAAGUGUUUGUGUGUGCAUGUCUGUGUAAUUUUUGAGCACCUUACCCAACACAACAGUAACUCAUUAUUCUUUUGACAACACCACAGAGAUGGCAUCUAUUAUACAGGUACAAGUUAACAUGAGGUUAGCUUAAUUGUCUGCCAUGGGAUUGGUUGUAUUUAUGCUGUUAAGUCCAAACCUUUAUCUGUCUAUUAUUCUAAAUGUUUAAUAA
Castor canadensis (American beaver) is the source of this 4499-nucleotide messenger RNA. RefSeq names its product HLF transcription factor, PAR bZIP family member (gene Hlf). Gene Ontology annotation, cellular component: nucleus. Gene Ontology annotation, biological process: regulation of transcription by RNA polymerase II. Lineage: Eukaryota; Metazoa; Chordata; Mammalia; Rodentia; Castoridae. Gene Ontology annotation, molecular function: DNA-binding transcription factor activity, RNA polymerase II-specific; RNA polymerase II cis-regulatory region sequence-specific DNA binding. The record is from RefSeq and is a predicted model, not a curated record.